AUGACACCUCGCGACGACCCUUCACCCGGAUUCGCCAAUACGGCCACUUCUCAGAAUGGGGCCAACAAUCCCGAACCAGCUCCGAAAAGGCGGCGAGUGGCCCUAGCCUGCUCUGCUUGCCGCAUUCGGAAAUCGCGAGUAAGCAGCCUCAUCCACCUAUCUCGAAGAGACAGCCUUCUUAACCAAGCUUACAGUCAAGAGGCCUCGGCCAAUCUCCUAGUUCCAAAAGAUCUCUUCGCUGCAUUAGAGACUAGAGUCAAGCUCUUAGAAACAAAGCUUGAACUACAGAAUGGCCGGCUGGCAGCCGUCGAGAGCGAUGCCCGGAGAAAAACUGGGGGGGCUCGCCAGGGCUCGCUUGACCUGAGGACUGGCCGGCUUUCGACCGAGGAUGACCACGCCCAAAGAAGAAGCGACGAAGCCCACCAGGAUUCGCUCGCUUGUCGGUCCAGUGAUGUAAUAGUGAACAUCGAAGGGUGUCAUGACAGCUCUAUAGACCAGAGCAUGACUGAUGGUAUGGCGGUUUCGUUCGUCGAUGAGCAAGACUGUGGCUUCUUUGGUCCAUCCUCAAAUAUCGCCUUCAUGCGUCACAUCCUACGGGCCAUAAAAAAGAGACAGUCAGCUCACCGCAGACUAUCCUCUCAAGCCUCGGCGUCUGAAUUCAGCACUUACGAAGGUGGUAUCGUAAACACUUUCAACACAUUUACUUCAAAAUCACCAGGCGCUGCUCUGAGCCAUAUACAUAACAUUAGCGCAAACAUUCUUCCCCCGGAUCACGAGAUGCAACGGCUCAUUCGUGCCUACUUUUCCAACACCGGCCUUUUGUUUCCCUACAUCCAUGAAGAGGCAUUUCUUGACACCUAUGAGCGAUUUCGAACAAGUGGUUUCAGAACCAAUGUUCGCCGUACCUGGCUCGGACUUCUGAACAUGAUCUUCGCCAUGGCUACUUGCACCUCGUGUUGGGAGGAAUCGGGAAGCGACUAUCGAUUUGAGCAAUCUGACGUGUACUAUCGUCGUGCUCGUGAGCUUUGCCAAACGCAAAUGUUUCGGGGUACUACCCUUGAAAUUGUUCAAUAUCUGUUGCUCAUGAGCCAGUAUCUUCAGGGUACGCAAAGGUCAGUCCGUACAUGGACGAUACAUGGUCUUGCUAUCAAGGCUGCCAUGUCUAUUGGACUUCACUCGAGAGACAUUGCAUCAAAGUUCACGCCAGUGGAGCAAGAGAUCAGAAAACGUACUUGGUUUGGAUGUAUCUUACUUGACAGGAGCUUGAGCAUGACUUUUGGUCGUCCAUGCGCAAUCCCCGAGGAGUACAUACGCCUGGAUCUUCCCAAGCCAUUGCCUCCGUGUGCCUCUGUCCCCGAGGAAAUACAGAGCCUCAGCACAGGCUUCUUCAAUGCAUCGAUACAGUUGUAUAGAGUCAUGGGAAGAAUAAUCACGACAUUAUACGGCAGUAACCUCGGCUGCGAUGAGCAGCCAACGGAAACCGUCACAGUGACCUCAAUAAUCCAGUUUGGACAAGAGCUCACGGAUUGGCAAAACAACUUACCUCCACAGCUAGCCCUCCGCAUCUCAGCUGACCUCUCAAGAGAGGGGGAGAUCCAGGACCCUACAACUGAGCGGGUCCGCUUGAUAUUAACUCUGAGAUAUCUCAACGUCCAGCUUCUCCUUCAUCGACCUACUUUCAUCCGAUCAUUGGGUGCCUUGCUAAGAGACCCCAUGAUCCCAACUCGCAACCCAGCUCCCGUCAAUCACAUGCAGUCCAACUUUGACAGAGCUUUUGUUCAUGUAGCAGAGAACAUCAUUGAGAUCAUUUACACAGUGCUAACGAGACCGGACCUUGGUCGUCACCUGAUUGGUGCAUGGUGGUUUACUCUGUACUACGCGUUCAGUGCAGCACUGGCGAUAUUUGGAAGCCUCGUCAUCUUCCAAGACAACGAUGUAGAGGGUGUGCACAACACUGACCGCCUUGAGCGGGCCAAACGGUCUCUUACGCAAGCUUCAGAGGCCUUGUUGCGAAUGGGAACUGAAAACAUGAUCAUAUCACGCUGUGUCGACUUUCUGCAGCAGCUCCUACGAGCAGUAAACGCUUGGGAUUCAAUGUCACCCCAAACUCUCAGCUCAUUCGGCCAGUCUACUGCACCUGAAGCUAUUGCCAGGAGCGAGAAUGGAAACUUUGACCUCGAGUCUGAUCUAUUUUCCACCAUGCCAGAGUUUGACGCUUCAGCGGUUGGGUUGGGAGACGAUAUUGAGCUGGGGCAUUUCUUUGCCGCUGACUUUCAGAGGUGGUUUGAACGGAACCAUUGGUGA
Molecule: messenger RNA, 2304 nt
Organism: Fusarium falciforme
Lineage: Eukaryota; Fungi; Ascomycota; Sordariomycetes; Hypocreales; Nectriaceae
Product: Zn(2)-C6 fungal-type domain-containing protein
Exons: 9
Coding region: 1-2304 (767 amino acids)
Biological process (GO): positive regulation of transcription from RNA polymerase II promoter by galactose; DNA-templated transcription
Cellular component (GO): nucleus
Molecular function (GO): RNA polymerase II cis-regulatory region sequence-specific DNA binding; DNA-binding transcription factor activity, RNA polymerase II-specific; zinc ion binding
Source: RefSeq, a predicted model, not a curated record